Magnolia sinica is the source of this 450-nucleotide messenger RNA. RefSeq names its product probable LRR receptor-like serine/threonine-protein kinase At3g47570. Gene Ontology annotation, biological process: protein phosphorylation. The transcript is spliced from 2 exons. Gene Ontology annotation, molecular function: ATP binding; protein kinase activity. Lineage: Eukaryota; Viridiplantae; Streptophyta; Magnoliopsida; Magnoliales; Magnoliaceae. The record is from RefSeq and is a predicted model, not a curated record. Bases 1 to 450 code for a protein of 149 amino acids.
AUGAACAAUGUAAGUCUAGACAGGUGGUUACCCAAAGAUGGGUAUGACCAUCAAAGGGGGAAUUUAACCUUUAUUCAAAGGUUAAAUAUAGCACUUGAUGUGGCUUCUGCACUGGAUUAUCUACAUCACCAUUGCCAAACACCAAUCGUGCAUCACGACUUAAAACCGAGUAACAUUCUUCUUGAUGAUGACAUGAUUGCCCAUGUGGGUGACUUCGGGUUAGCGAGGUUUUUAUCUAAGGUUGCUCAAAACAUAUCGCUUGGGGUGAAGGGAUCUAUUGGGUACAUCGCUCCAGAGUAUGCAAUGGACGGUAAAGCAUCUACACAAGGAGAUGUUUACAGCUAUGGAAUCCUUCCCUGGGAGAUGAUAACUGGAAAGGGACCAACUGAUGACAUGUUUAAAGACAAUCUAAGCCUUCAUCAUUUUGUCAAGUUGGCGUUCAGCGAGUAA